This is a messenger RNA of Naegleria lovaniensis, 942 nucleotides long. RefSeq lists its product as uncharacterized. NCBI's taxonomy places the organism in Eukaryota, Heterolobosea, Eutetramitea, Acrasida, Naegleriidae. The coding region runs from base 1 to 942 and encodes 313 amino acids. Gene Ontology annotation, molecular function: guanyl-nucleotide exchange factor activity. The record is from RefSeq and is a predicted model, not a curated record. The transcript has a single exon. Gene Ontology annotation, cellular component: cytoplasm.
AUGAAGUAUGGAUUAGUGGCCUUAGUUGAAUCUUCUUCAACCAAUGACAACCAUUGCAGGACCUAUAUUUUAUGUUAUUAUGACGAAUGUGCUAAGAAAAUGAAAGUACUUUGCAAUUUGAGCGAACAAAUUUCUAAAGCUUUGCCGAGCGCAGAUGAAAUGUUCAAUAUUAAGAGCAUCCAUCAUUUAACAUUUUCAAAAUUCAAGACACAGUGUUUAUGUGGCCUUUUUUGUGACAAUAACCAUCGACUUUUCAAAUUUGAAAUAUCAGACACGGGAGACAUGACACCGUUGGAAACUCUUCGUCUGUUAGAUGAUGGUUUAAAUACUUCAAAGCAGUGUGCCAUAUCUAGUAUCAGUGCAGGUGCCUAUCAUUUUAUUAUUCUAGAUGAGAACGGAACGGUAUAUUGCUAUGGAAACAAUUCAUAUUCACAAUGUGGCAUUACAACAUAUUCCACUGAUGGGAAAAUUGAUUUUCCAAGAGUUUUGGACCGGCCACAUUUUUUAGAAAUUCUGAAAGACGAUGUUAAAAUCGUAAAAGCUUGUUGUGGCGCUUCUCAUACCUUACUACUUUCCGAUGAUGGUUGUGGCUAUGCCCUUGGCAGCAAUUUAGAAGGCCAAUGUGGUAUAAUCAUUACUGGUGAACAACACAGAAUUUGUACAGAGCCUUCUUUAAUUGAAUCAGAUGUUACAGAGUUGAUACAACUCGAAGAGAACAUUGUCGACAUUUGCUGUGGAGUUGAUUAUUCUAUCGUUUUGGCUCGUGACGAACAACAUUGUCAAGCUCUAUUUACAGGAAAGAGAUCAUCACAACACAAAGUCAUUGGAUUUUCCAAAGUUUCAGCACUGGAGCAUGUAUUCAAAGCCUGCCCUCAUCUCAAGUUACGCUGUAGUUCUAUUGGAAAGCAUUAUUUCUUAUAUAACAACAACACUCGUGCAUGA